This is a messenger RNA of Ctenocephalides felis (cat flea), 2113 nucleotides long. Its product is annotated as signal recognition particle subunit SRP72-like. The record is from RefSeq and is a predicted model, not a curated record. Gene Ontology annotation, molecular function: protein binding; ribosome binding; 7S RNA binding. The coding region runs from base 119 to 2083 and encodes 654 amino acids. Gene Ontology annotation, cellular component: signal recognition particle, endoplasmic reticulum targeting. Lineage: Eukaryota; Metazoa; Arthropoda; Insecta; Siphonaptera; Pulicidae. The transcript has 10 exons. Gene Ontology annotation, biological process: SRP-dependent cotranslational protein targeting to membrane.
UGACAUUACUGCCAUUUAUUAGUAAAGUAUUUAAAUAUAUGUAUUUUUUGAGUUUUAUAUAAAAUAAUUUAAUAAAAGUGUAUGGUUUGUGUUUUUUUAAUAAAAACAAAUCCAUACAAUGGCUACUCCGAAAGAAAAUAAUAUCAGAUCAGGUUAUAUAGAAUUAAAUAAAUAUGGUCAGAGUGGAGAUUAUGAAAAGGCUUUGAAAGCUGCUAACAAAAUUCUUCAACUUGCCCCAGAUGAGUCAAAAGCUUUCCAGUGCAAAAUCGUAUCACUUAUACAAUUAUCUAAAUUCAAUGAUGCCCAUAAAGCAUUAUCUACAAUCUCUAAGCCUUCUCCAGAAUUAAUUUUCUACAAAGCUUACUGCGAAUAUCGUCUCAAUAAGCCUCAAGAUGCAUUGACGACAGUAGAUUCUGCAGGAAGUCUGACGCCUGAGUUAAAAGAACUCAGAGCACAGAUUUUGUACCGGUUGGAAAAUUAUAACGAGUGUUUGAGUGUUUAUAGAGAUAUUGUUAAAAAUACUAAUGAUGAUUAUGAAGAUGAAAGGGCUACUAAUAUGUCUGCUGUUAUUGCUAAUAUGUAUACUGAAAACCCAGAUAAAGCUCCUUUAACACAGCCUCAGUCUGAGCAUACGUAUGAAUUAUGUUAUAACGUAGCUUGCAUGUUGGUUGGACAAAUGAAGUACAAAGAGGCUGAAAUAAAAUUGAUUGCUUGUCAAGAACAAUGCAAGAAGAUGCUUGAGGAAGAUGGAGCGUCUGAAGAGGACAUACUGGAAGAACUUGCAAUAUUAAAGGUUCAACAAGCCUAUUGUCAACAACAGCUAGGUCGUAUUGCAGAGGCUACAGUAUUAUAUAAUGAGGCGUUACGUCAUAAAGCAAGUGAUGCUUCUCUAGUUGCUGUUGCUGGUAAUAAUUUGACUGCUAUCAAUGGAGAUCAAAAUGUAUUUGAUUCUAAAAAAAAGAUGAAAGCUGCCACGUCUGAUGCUGCCCAACAAAAAUUGAAUUACAGACAAAGAAAGACUAUAGCGUCGAAUAAUGCUUUACUUUCCUUGUACACUAAUCAAAGUGAAUUAUGCAAACAGUUGUGUUCACAUUUAAACAAAACAUAUCCAUCAGAAGUUUUAAAUUCUGAGCUCAUCAAAGCUAGUUUAUUAGCUAAAGAGAAUAACAUAGCACAGGCUACGAGUGGUUUACAAGCGCAUGCUAAAAAAUAUCCUGAAGAAGCACUUGCUGCAAGAUUGGCUUGCGUUCAAUUAUUAUUAUCUCAUGGUGAUCGUGCAGAAGCAAUUAAGCAAUUGAAGAAUCUUGAUGCAACAAGAUUUAAACCGGGAAUUGUAUCUGCGCUGGUAACUUUGUUGCAAGGAGAAGGAAGAAUUAAUGAGGCCUCACAAAUUUUGAAAGAAGCUGUUGAAUGGUAUAAGAAGAACAAGGAAAGUGCAGGUGAUUUAGAAAGCAUGUGGAGACAAGCUGCUGAUUUCCAUCUUCGUGGCGGAGAACCAGAGACUGCAGCUUCUAGUUUGGAGCAACUAUUGAAAAUCAAUCCAAAUGAUGUUAAAACGUUGGCUAGAUUAGUAGUUGCUUAUGUGCAAUUUGAUGCUGGUAAAGCAUUUAAGGCUAGUCAAAGACUGCCAACUCUAGGUCUUUCUGAUAACGAUUUGGAAACUUUGGAAAAUACCAAUUGGGCUAUGGGUUCCAAAAAUAAGAAGCCGGUAUCACGGGUUGAAGCAUCACCGGGAACUCCUGGUACUGAACUGCUGCAAAAAAGCAAAACCAAGAAAAACCGCAAAAGGAAAGGAAAACUACCUAAAAAUUAUGAUGCCAGUCAAACACCUGACCCGGAACGUUGGUUACCAAAACAUGAACGGACAGGUUUCAGGAAGAAGAGAGACAGGAGGACUAGAGAUAUUAUUAAAGGUUCUCAGGGUAUGGCUACUGGUGCAGCUGAUCAAUACGAUAUGACCAAAGCACAGAAUUUGCAAAACAAAAAUUCUCCUGUGCCACAAACAACCCCUGAUGCCCAGGGACCAAGGCAGCAGCAACGUAAAGUUACCCAGAAGAAGAAAAAGAAGGGUAACAAAUGGUAACAUGAAAAAUUUGGAAAAAAACAGUGAAAA